UGCGCCGCCCGUGCGGCCGCGGGGCUGGGCAGCGGCGCCGGGAACCGCCGGGACCCAGGCCUUGCACUCUGGAUUUGUCAGCCUUGCAGGCUUCUGGUCACAUCUCUUCUCGGCCAUGGGGAGAUCAGUAGGAUUUAACAUCUUUGUGGUCACCUGCAGCAUCCUGCUCUUGUCCUCCAGCCUGCCAUGCCUUGUAUCUCAGCCUCUGGAGGAGGGGGACACGACCAAGAUCCAGCAUGGCCCCUGGGCAGGGAAUGGGCUGGAAGAUGAAAGGAUUGGCAUGGUGGACUUGAAAAAUACCUUGGGCCCUUCUGAGCAGACAGUUUCUGAAGAGCCAUGUGGAGUGUCAGCAGAGCCGUCUGGGACACCCUUGCAUGAAGCUUCCACUGCAGAAGAAAUGCUCCCUGUGAGCCCCAGCCAUGUCAGCCCCAGCACCCAAGGCCUGGGUGACCACACCUCUGCUGGGGCAGUGGCUGCUGUGAGUGGGGAGGAGCUUGGUCCCAUGGAGUCAGAGCUGGAUGAGGAUGAUGCCCUCAAGGCCAUGCUGACCACAGCUGUGACCACGCUGAGCCCCCCUGGCCAGGAGGAGUCUGUGGGUGGCCCCAUCAGCGAGGUCACCACAGAGGGUGGUGUGGCAGUAGAGCACAGCUCUGCCAGCCCCUCAGCAAACCCCUCCCUUCCUGGGACAACUGUGGAGGAGCAGGAGGGGGCAGAGAGCAGCUCACACCCCUCAGCUGUGCCCCAGCCCACGCUGAGCCCCAGCUCUCCCAGCUGGGAAACAGCGAGUGACCACCUUGUUAUCCCAACCCCCCAGGCUCCUGGUGUGACCCCUGAGGUGGGAAUGCUGAGACCCCGCACAGGGAGCCCUCUGAAAUCCCUGGUUCCACCAGUGUCUGUGGCUGCCAAACGUCCCCUCGUGGUGACCGAGGCCUCCCUUCCCCCAGAAGCAGGGACAGGGGUCACACCAGGAGAGCUGCCCACCACAGCUGGCACUGUCACCAUCCACCCUGCGGACACUGUGCCACCUGACUGGGAUGACACAAAGCUGGGGGACAUCAGUCAAGGGGGAAGCACGUCUCAUGAGGAGGUGACAGAGGACCUGGCGACGACAAAACCAUCCCAGACCCCACAGGGAGGUGUGGGAGAAGAAGAGGAUGCAACAAGAGCACUGCCAUCCCCUCCACCAGAGCCUGAGCUUGCUGAGGAGACCAACUGCACAGUGCCAGCACAAGGAGAGGAACUGCCAGCAACUUCCACAGGCAGCAGUGGUACUUCCCACGCUGGGAAUGUGACGUAUGGAGACAUGGCUGAUCUGGACUCGCUGGAAAACACAAGUGCAGUCACAGCAGAGGAGGAGAAAAGCAUUCUGCCAUCACAGUCAGAGGCUGCUGUGGGGGCAGAGACUCAGCCUGAGCUCUCCCCUACUCUGGAAAGUUCAUGGGAAGGUGUUGCUCAGGAGGUGACAACAGUUGCCCAGGAGGCUGAUGCUGGUCUGUCAGUUGUGGCAGUGGUGCCUGGUGCUACCCAGGGAACAGGAGCUGCAAGCUUUCCCCAGGAGAACAGUGGGGAAGACACCCAGAUGCUGACUGCUCCCAGUGCCACCGAGGUGCUGGUGGCAACUGGUGCUUCCUCUGCGGUGAACACUCUGGAUGUUGAAGAUCUCACGGGUGAGAUCGUGGUCACCAGUGAGAAGGCUGUCCCAGCUCCUGGUGGGAUGCCUUCUACCCCAUCUGGACAGACAGAGGAACCAUCCAGCAGAACUGUGGUCCUGGUCACUCCAGCAUCCAUGGCCUCCUCUGCCAGGAGAACAGCCCUUCCCUCUGCACGGAGGAUCAGCACGGCCGUGACCUACGGGCUGGACCGCCUGGAGUCGGAAGAGGGUGAAGAGGAGGAGGAAGAAGAAGAGGAGGAGGAAGAAGAAGAAGAGGAAGAGGAAGAUGAGGAGGACAAAGACCUAGAUCUGAUGGAUGAAAGCAUGGAGGGCGACACGGAGCUGCCGGGUUUCACACUUCCAGGGGAGACCUCCCAGGACCCCAUAGCUGGCCUGGAAAACCCUGUGGCCCAGCUGGCUGGGGUGUCCUACCAGGUUCCUGACACCAUCGAGUGGGAGCAGCAGAACCAGGGUCUGGUGAGAAGCUGGAUGGAGAAGCUGAAAGAUAAGGCAGGGUACAUGUCGGGGAUGCUGGUUCCCGUGGGAGUGGGAAUAGCAGGAGCCCUGUUUAUCCUGGGAGCGCUCUACAGCAUCAAGAUCAUGAACCGCCGAAGGAGAAAUGGCUCCAAGAGACAUAAAAGAAAGCAGAGGGAGUUCAACAGCAUGCAGGACCGAGUCAUGCUCUUGGCUGACAGCUCCGAAGAUGAAUUUUGACCCGGACUGCGGUGCCCUUGUGACUUUUCCGAGGAGGGAGGGAGAGGGAGAAGAAGAACAAGUGACUCUGUGCUGCAUCCCUGCUCUCUCCACCACCCCAGGGCCCCAGCAGGGCUCAGUGCCCUGGCCAAGGCAUGCUACGCUCUUCGUGUCCCGCCCAGUGAUGUUUGUUUGAUACAAUAGUGGAGAUUUCA
This is a messenger RNA of Manacus vitellinus (golden-collared manakin), 2559 nucleotides long. It is a transcript of the gene ARMH4, whose product is annotated as armadillo like helical domain containing 4. The transcript is spliced from 8 exons. Bases 116 to 2365 code for a protein of 749 amino acids. The record is from RefSeq and is a predicted model, not a curated record. Lineage: Eukaryota; Metazoa; Chordata; Aves; Passeriformes; Pipridae.